ACAAGGUCUGAGACACACACUACCAUUGACGGAAAACUAUGUGAGAGAGUCAGUGCUUUCCAGAGGACGUUGCUUUGACUACUAAAGGCAGACGAAGGGACAUUUUGAAUGGAGAAGAUGUGUUCUGGUCUUUGUUUACUGCUUCUGUGCGGCUUCCAUCCGGCGCUCUCCGCUUGGUUUGAAUCCGAGGAGGUCGUACCUGUUCGGAUAAACGGAAGAGUCACCGGUCGCUUCUGGAAACGAAGCGAGGACCAGGCAAGAGUCCUCCUCAGCGCCUUUGGCAAAGACUUGACGCUGAAUCUCAUCCCUGACACCAGUUUCAUCGCACCUUACUUCACCAUUAAGCGCAUACAAGCCAAAGACUUUGCCGCUCUACGCAGUGUUUCAGGUGCGCAAUCGUCACCGGGUGAGGAUCUCCGCAAUCUCAUCAACCAGGCGGAGGAGAGUGAAGGACAGCUGAGAAGUUGUUUUUAUUCAGGGAACGUAGAUGAAGAUCAGGACUCUGUUGUGGCUCUGAGUCUGUGUUCUGGGGUCUAUGGCUCCUUCAUAACAGAAGGGAACGAGUACAUCAUUGAGCCCAAAUUUCCAGGAGGCUUCGGGUCACACUCUGCCCAACAGCUGCAUGUGAUCAAGAGGAGGACCUUGUCCAAACGCCACGGUGUUCCUUUCCUGUUUGAUCACGCAGAUGAAGCGGAUGGACCGGAGAACCACAAGCAGGGUUUUAGUUUUACGCGCCGCAGCAACAACGCACGGGGGGAAUCUCGCCAGAGACGCUUCGUGUCCGCGCCACGGUUCAUAGAGACCUUGGUGGUGGCAGAUUCCAGCAUGACACAAUUCUACGGGGAUGAAAUCAAGCACUACAUUUUGACGUUAAUGUCAAUGACUGCCCAACUGUACAAGCACCCCAGCAUCAAGAAUUCAGUCAACAUGGUGGUGGUGAAGUUGUUAGUGAUAGAGGAUGAGGAAGUUGGUCCAGAUGUUUCCAGCAAUGGAGGAGUAGCCCUUAGAAACUUUUGCUCUUGGCAGCAGCUAUUCAACCCACCAAGUCAGAGACACCCAGAGCACUUUGAUACAGCCAUGCUCUUCACCAGAGAGGACAUCUGUGGACAAAAGAGCUGUGACACUCUGGGUGUUGCCGAUGUUGGGACGAUGUGCGAUCCUAAGAGAAGCUGCUCCGUAAUUGAGGACAACGGUCUGCAAGCUGCCUUCACUGCUGCACAUGAGCUUGGUCAUGUGCUGAGCAUGCCUCACGAUGACUCCAAAACGUGCGAGAAGUUGUUUGGGGAUCUUGGAGGGCAUUAUCUGAUGUCCCCGUUGUUUGUUAGCCUCAACAAAACCAUGCCUUGGUCUCCUUGCAGUGCUCUCUACAUCACAGAGUUCUUUGACAAUGGCCAUGGGGACUGUCUGCUGGAUGUUCCAGAGAGUAGUAUGCCAUUACCCAAGGAGCUGCCCGGCAGCAAAUACAGCCUAAACCAGCAGUGCCAGCAGAUUUUUGGAGAGGAAUUCUUCCAUUGUCCCAACACAACAGACAAUGAUAUUUGCAGCCAGCUGUGGUGUCAAGAGGAUGGAACAUCACAGUGCUCCACAAAGAACGGCAGCCUGCCAUGGGCUGACGGCACCCCGUGUGGUCUCAACAGAACAUGCUUGUAUGGAGUGUGCAAGCCGACACAGGAGGUGUUCGAGCCACUGGUGGUUGUGGACGGUGGCUGGAGCACGUGGGGACCAUGGCAGCAAUGUUCCAGGACAUGUGGCGGUGGGGUCAAGUUCUCCAAUAGGGAGUGCACAAACCCUGAGCCCCAGAAUGGGGGCAAAUACUGCGAAGGACAGAGGGUUCAAUACCAAUCCUGCAACACAGAGCCCUGCGACAACACUGGAAAGAGUUUCAGAGAGGAGCAGUGUGAGAAAUACAACAGCCCAAACUACCUGGACUACAAUGGGAACAUGAAACACUGGAUACCAAAGUACGCCGGAGUGUCUCCCAGGGACAGAUGCAAACUAUUCUGCCGGGCCAGGGGCAGUAGUGAAUUUAAGGUGUUUGAACCCAAGGUCAUUGACGGAACACCCUGUGGUCCUGACACCACGUCUGUGUGCGUCCGAGGCCAGUGUGUGAAGGCAGGCUGUGACCAGGUGAUUGGAUCCAAUAAGAGAGUGGAUAAGUGUGGCGUAUGUGGAGGAAACGGUCUUACCUGUAGAAAGAUCACUGGGUCCUACAACAAGGCAAUCUAUGGAUACAGCGACAUUGUCACUAUUCCCGCGGGUGCAACCAAUAUUGACAUCAAACAGCGGAGCCACAGAGGAAUCAAACAUGACGGGAACUAUCUGGCUGUAAUGCGAGAGACUGGGAGUUACAUCCUUAAUGGAAACUUCUCCGUAUCGACGGUGGAACAGGACAUCCCUGUACUUGGUGCUGUGCUGAAGUACAGCGGCUCCUCAACCAUGCUGGAGAGGAUUCAGAGUUUCAUGCAGCUGAAAGAGGCCAUCGUCAUUCAACUUCUGGCCACAGCGGGGGAUGCCGGUGCUCCCAAAGUGAAAUAUUCCUUUUUCGUCCCCAGAGAUGUAACAUUCAACAAGCCUAAAGAGAAGAAGUUCUCUUCUCCGUCUUUGCAUAUGAUUCAUCCCUUCGGCGUUCCUGACUGGGUGUUGGGAGAGUGGUCUGAGUGUUCGAAGAGUUGCGGUUCCGGGUGGUCCAGGAGGAAUGUAGAGUGCAGAGACAGCGCAGGCUUUCUCUCUAGCCUUUGUGAUAAAGACUUGAAGCCUUUGGACAUUAGGGCUUGUGGUGAUCUGCCCUGCCCCAUCUGGCAGAUGGGACCUUGGUCCGCCUGCUCACGAACUUGUGGUCAGGGGGAGCGGCACCGCAGCAUCGUCUGCAUAGACUACACUGGGAAGACUGUUGAACCAGAGAAGUGUGAUCAGAAUAAAAAACCUGUGCCUGUUUCCGGAGAAUGUUUCAACCUCGAGUGCCUAUGAAGAACCUGUGGUACUGUUGGGCUGGUGACAACCACUGUUGGAAGUAAACAAUGGAAAACUACCUCGGGAAUGUCAUAAGAUGCCAUAUAUAGAAGGUGCUGUGUUUGUACUUUCUCCACUCGAAAUAACAACUCAUUUAUUGUGUUUGGGUUGGAAUCAUUUACAAAAUACAGUGGAACCCUGUUAUGUCGACUACAAAACAGAAGAAUCUAAAUAAAAAUAUGCACAAAUGGGGGAAAACAUGUCAACAAACUAAAUUUAUUAUCGCCCAUUCUCCUUAUGUCUCUGACUAGAGCCACAGGGCUAAACGUGCAAGCAUCGGCUAGUUUCGGUUUCGGUUAUGUCGAUGUCCAUCAGCCAGACUGAGGGCCGUCAACAUAAGCAGAUUCCACUGUAUUAAAAAAAAAAAUCUGUCAUUUACAAUGGCGCUAAAAAAAAAUGUCAUUAAGCUUUUAAAACCAUAUGAUCUCAGUAUUGGGGGCUGCGGGGUUGUGUCUGUGUUGCUAUGGUAAUUGCUCAGUAUCAAUUUAGGAAAACAGAAUUCAAGCAAAAACAAGCGACCAGUCCGAGACCAGCAUAUUCCGCGAAUAAUUUCAUUAAACAACAUAAUAACGCGACAAACUUGGCCUUAGCCGUUUCAACAGUAUCAUUCCUCCUCCGCUAAAACUCACUGAACAAGCAGCUUUUACGUUUAUCCAGUAAAACCUAUAUGUACAUUUACAGUAUCCCCUUUAUUUUGAUACCAAUAUGAUACACGUAGACCUUGUACAUUCAGAAAACAAUGUAUUUAUUUGGGGUCUUUUUUGAGCAAAAUGGCCCAGAGUUUAAGAUUAAAAGUUUCAAGCUACUAAUGCACAACAUAGUGUAAAUAUACUGUACCUCUGUCUUACAUACUGUCAUUGAUGCUUCAAUGUGGUGUUUGAUCUUUUGCUGAGGGAAUGGGUUGUGGUUGGAAUCUUUCUCAUGUGUGCUCCUGUUUCACUGCUUCUCGAUUCUACACGUUAAUGACAAUAAAUGUGAUUUUUGUUUUUGUUGUUUUAAAUCCAGAAAUAAGCAUAGUUUCACUGUAAGCCUUUUGAUCACUUGGGCUUUAAAAAUAGAAAGCUUUUAUCAAGACAGACUUUGAGUGUACACUUGUGUCAAAUACUCUUUUAAAUCCAAAGGCCCUGACAAAAAAAAUAAGCCAAGAGAAGGUUGUUACAUUUCUGUGUUCUCUUGCAGGUGAAGGUAGCAGCCAUUUCCAGUAGAACAUAUUCAGUAUGUGAUAUACCUAUCACAUGUUGUGUAAAUGAAUGCUAUUGUUUUCAUGUUGCCUAUGCAUUAACAAUCAUAUCCAAACCCACCUUUUCAGACUUUUACGUGUAUGUUUGGGUCUUUACUCCUGUUAAUUUGCAGUACGUCACAAAAGAAAAGAGAAGGCGCAUUAAGCCUAUAUCCCUUCAAUGAAGGACCAUGCUAGUUUAUGACCAUAGCUUCCUUUUAAUUUAUUGUUUUCUUUUUAAAUAUAAUGAACAUGGCAGAUGCUACUGUC
Molecule: messenger RNA, 4498 nt
Organism: Dunckerocampus dactyliophorus (ringed pipefish)
Lineage: Eukaryota; Metazoa; Chordata; Actinopteri; Syngnathiformes; Syngnathidae
Gene: adamts8a
Product: ADAM metallopeptidase with thrombospondin type 1 motif, 8a
Exons: 9
Coding region: 109-2967 (952 amino acids)
Biological process (GO): proteolysis; extracellular matrix organization
Molecular function (GO): zinc ion binding; metalloendopeptidase activity
Source: RefSeq, a predicted model, not a curated record